Trichomonas vaginalis G3 is the source of this 1446-nucleotide messenger RNA. RefSeq names its product armadillo repeat domain binding. The record is from RefSeq and is a predicted model, not a curated record. Lineage: Eukaryota; Parabasalia; Trichomonadida; Trichomonadidae. Gene Ontology annotation, molecular function: protein binding. Bases 1 to 1446 code for a protein of 481 amino acids. The transcript has a single exon.
AUGCAAAAUCAGCCUCUUUAUAAGGACGUCGUUGCCCGCGUCGUUCUUCAUCGCAAAAAGGAGGAAGAGUGGAUUGCAUUGCGUGACCAGCUUCAGCAUCAAAUUGCAGUAUGCAUGGGACAAAAUGGAGCAAUUAAAUUAUGCGAAGCCUCUUUAAAUAAACAGAUCGAUGACUUAAAGCGAAAGAUUGCAAUAGCCAAAGGACAAGAACCGGAAGAAAAGAAACCAGAACCGGCACCACCUCAACCUCAAGAAAUUCAACAUAAGAUCGAACCACUUCCAAUGAUAAUAGAUAAAGGUAAUAUCGAGCAGAAAGCUCCAAAACUUAUCGAAAUACAACCAAUUCAACUUCUUCCAGAACCUUCUCCAAUUAAAAUUUCGACUCCUCCACCGCAGCCUCUUCCAGAAUCUCCACCACCGGCAACAGAAAAGAAAAGGAAAUUACGAAAAGGCGCAAGCAAGAAAUCUGCGGGUUCAGGCGCUCCUGCGCUUUUCAAACAUUCGAUAAAUAUUCACUUAGAUGCCAUCCGUGCUUUAGCCUUUUACAAUUCGAUGCCAAUUAUCAUUUCAGCAAGUGAUGAUGGUACUAUUCGACUUACAAAUUGCGAACCAUCGAGUUCUAAAGGUAAGAAACUGAAAAAUCCAGUUAACUUCGCAUCAUUACGUGGCCAUGCAACUCCUGUAUUAUGUCUAGCGCAAUACGAAGCUAAUAAUAGACAGUAUAUGCUCAGUGGAGCUGUAGAUGGAACAAUAUGUUAUUGGGACUUACCGAAAGCUACUGUUGCUCUAUACGAUACACGUGGCCAUGUAUGCCACGACAGAAUUUACGAGUACGACUUCCAUAAAGACUCUGUUUGGGGAGUAUCUACAAAUGGAACUAGCGUUGUAUCAGUUUCUGCUGAUGGAACUGCCAAGCUCUGGAACAUUUGUGAGAACCCACAGCCAGAGGACCUCCCUGUUAAGUCUCUUCCCGUUCAAUGCAGAUGGAUUGAAGGAAAUCGCUUCGUAGUCGCAUGCCAGAACGGCGAAAUACUCAUAUUUAAUAGCAACAAGCUUGAAAAGGAGAUAAAGAUUGAUCAUCCAAUCGAAACUAUCUCUAAUAUCGUUGAUAAUAUUAUGACAGUUACUUCCGGUGAUUCAUUCCUCCGAAUUGUCUCUUUGGAGGAUGGAGAAAUUAUUCAUGAGAUCAAAGCAUCACAGAAAAACUUACAAUCUUGCUCUAUUACAUCUGAUGGAGAAUGCUACAUUACAACAUCGACGGCAAGAGAAGUAAGAGUUUAUUCUUCUAAUCCCCCUUACGAUUGUGUCUUCUCUGAUGUCUAUUCAAGAGAAAAAUUUGGAGAAAGCGCAAUUUGCUCGACAGCUACAACGAGCGACGCGAAAACUAGCUAUUUCGCAAUUGGCGGUGCUGACGGAUCUUUACAUGUGUUUAUACAUAAUGGAUAA